Molecule: messenger RNA, 1704 nt
Organism: Stylonychia lemnae
Lineage: Eukaryota; Ciliophora; Spirotrichea; Sporadotrichida; Oxytrichidae
Source: the annotation of a GenBank genome assembly
AUGAGCAGUGAAGAACAUCAUAAUAAUGAUUCAUGUUUAAAAAUUUCUUAAGAGUAAACUCAAUGUGAUCCUGUCCAGAACGAUAUAAAUCGAACUCCUCAACUCUACUCUUAAUUAUCUGAGAAUCAAAAUAAUGAAUCUCAAAUCGACGGUAAUCAACAAAGGGUAGUGAAUGAGGCAUAAGAUAAGGGAGGUGAAGAUAAGGGAAAAAGAAGAAACCAAGUGGUCAUUUUGAUCAUUUCACUUUGCCUUGGAUUUUCAAGUUUCCCUGCCUUAUGUAUAAACUAAUUCUUUAAAGACGAUUUGAAACUAGAUCCAGCAGAGCUCUCUCUUUUCAACUCUAUUAUCAACUUCGUGUGGAUUUUAAAGCCAAUAUUCGGAUUUAUAUCUGAUAGCUAUCCUAUAUUCGGUUCUCGCAGGAAGUCAUACCUCAUUCUUUUCUCAGCACUUCAAGCUGUAUUCUGGAUCAUUUUAGGUCUAUGGGUAACAAACCUAUGGCAAGCAAUCUUAGUCAAGACAAUGAUAAACAUCUGUACGAACUUCUAGAAUUUAGUUGGAGAAGCAAUUAUGGUUGAAGCCUCUAGAAAGAAAGACGAGAAAGAUGAGGCAAAUAAUGAUAACUCCAGUGAGAGAUCUUCAAGUCAAAGCUCAGUUGCCAAAUACGAUAACAAAAAUGCUGCCACCAAUGUGUCCAUAUAUCUAUCGCUGACAGCCUUUAGCUCGCUGAUUUCAUCAUAUUUGGGAGGAAAGCUCUUGGAAUACAUAUCUACACGAGAUUUUUUUAUGAUUACUUCAGUUAUCUCAGGAUUCGCUCUCUGCUCAGGAAUCAUUCUCUAUGAGCAACCUUGCACAUAGAUUAAUGGACAAGAAAAUUAAGCCUUAAUUAAAGUUACUUUUCUUCAGCUUGCUAGAGAAAACAUAAAGAAGAUAUGGAAGUAUUUGAAAAUACCAUUUAUCUACAAGCCACUGAUCUUUAUCUUUUUGGUUGUUCUGGCACCUGGCGUUGACGAUCCCUUCUAUUAUUUCUAAACAAAUGUGCUUAACUUCAGUCCAGGUGACUUAGCCAUCCUAAAUCUAAUGUCCUCCCUUGCCAACCUAUGUGGGAUUUGGAUGUAUAGAUUUUUCUUCAGAAAUGUCUAAUUCAAGAAGAUGAUAUUUUUUACAACUAUCUCGUUCGCUGCUGUUCAAAUAUCGAAAAUGUUACUCAUCGAGCAAUACACUCACUAUAUUGGUCUAAGCCCGUUGGUCUAUAACUACAUUAUACAGUUUUUGUACACAAUCAUUAAUGAGCUGCAUUUGAUGCCAAUUAUGGUGCUUGCUGUUAAAAUGUCACCCAAACAAGUAGAGGCUUCGUUUUACUAGUUCAUAAUGGCAGUGAUUAAUCUAGGCUACCUUAUUUCAUAUUAAUUAGGUGGGCUCCUUACUUGGGCUCUGGGCAUCACUGCUCAUAAUUUCUAAAAUCUUUGGAUUUUAAUAGUCAUAGCCACUGCUUUCCCAGUAGUGACACUUCUGUUUAUGCUCUUGAUACCUAGUAAAUUUGAUGUCAACGAGGAGAUUGAGAUUUACUUCAAGCAAGUAAGGAGAGAUAAGAGGCAGAAGAAGUAUGUUGAGACUAAUAGAGACAGUUUUAUUAAGGUUAAAUCGAAUUUAAGAGAUGAUAUUGAAGUUGAUGAAUUACUGAUUGAUGAAAUUACAAAAAGUUGA